AUGGAGUCUUCCUCGCCGUCGGAACCGGAAAACGACGGACCGGAAAGUUUUCCGACGGCAUUCUUCCUCGUUGCCACGGCCGCCGCCGUCUACUCGAUUGAACUCGAUCUUACCUCCGUGAUCAAGCAAACAAAGUGGGCAAAAAACGAGAGAUUCGAGUUACCCCUCGGUUUUUCACGCUUCUUCUUGCAAGUUUUGGAAAACUCUGAUUUUAUUAAGUGAAAAAAUCAUCCUAAUUUCUUAUUUGGAAAAUCGAGCUUUAUAUCAAUUUGCAAAACUUGUAACUCGUCAGAUUGAAGAGUACACUGAAGUUAAAUACCACGAUAAUUUGAUCAAAAAAAUAAGCUUCAAAACAUUUCAAAAAUAGGUAAUGAGUGAUUUUUUUUACUCCUUUUCUGGGAAUUUGAACUUUUAGAUUCAAAAAGAUUUUUCCGCGCUCUUUGAAAAAACAAUUUGUUUUUUGGCUUUUGAACAGUUGGGCUUCUUUUUCGCAGAAAAGUCGCUCCAUGGAUAAGCUCUGAGUAUUCUCGAUUUACAAAAUAAAAAAAGAUAUUAAAGUAUAAAAAAAUUGAUCAGUGGUUGUUCUUCUACUUUUUCUGAAAAAAAGACGAUUUUUCCAGUGUAGAUUAUUUUUUUAUUAAUGUUUUCUGACGUUUUUCUUUUUCGGCUCUGCAGAGUAUUGAAAAAAUUCCCUUCAAUAAUGGAUCCACUAAAAUCAAAUUAAUUCAAUCAAAUAAGCUGCCAAUAAUUAAUUAACCGAAAAAAAAUUCAAUCAAUAAAUUGCAAGAAAAAAAUGGAGAAUAUUCAAAGUUUUAGUGAUAUCACCAUGAUUCAGAACCAUGUUACACCUGCAACACUGUUCAGGAAGCUCAAAAACCUCGGCGAAAAUGCUCAGUUGUGACCCAGCGACCACACUCGACGAAGAGGACGAGCGAUGAAGAGAUUAGAUAAAAGGGACCCAGUGGGAGUCGAGGCCGCGACUCCGGGGCUCCGUUCGGAAAGAUGACGUCGUGGGGCUUCUGGAUGACCUUCUUGGCGACGACGAUCCGUGCCUCGUUGGCGCGUACGGAAUGCGUCAUGGCCGUAGGUCGACUUCGGUGUCCGCAGCAUCCGGAUCUCGUCGUCGGAGUUCAAAUCGACCUCAUCGAUGAAGACAGUCUGUUUUUUCCGUGUUCCGAGGUUUCGCGCAGAUAUUUCUCUGAUUCUCCAAAAUUCAGUGGUUUUUCCAUCUCUUGCAUUUUUUGGAGCAUGUCAUCAUUUUCUAGUUCUUUUUUAAGAAAUUCUAUACUUCACCGUAGGUUUGAAUAACUAUCUUCCUUUUUUUGAAUAAGUUUGAAAAAUUUUUCAUGGAAGAUGAAAUUUAAGAGUUAUGACUUUUUUUAAAAAAAUAUUUCAAUUUUUAAAAUUGAAACAUGAUGAAAAAAUUCUUAACAUACUAAAACAAGCCAAAAAUUAAUUUUUCCGAAAUCCACAUCUAUGGAUGGAGAGUAAAAUACUUUUUAUUUUUUUCUUUAAAAUUGUUUUUUUCUGGACACUACUCUGAGAUAAAAAAAUUCCAAUUCGAGCUUAUUUUAAAACUGAAAAAAAUGUUUAGCUAAAAAAAUUGGGGCGGAAACUUUUUUUCUGACUUUUUAAAAAAAUCGUGCAAAAAAACUAACUUUUUCAGCUCUUCCUCUGGAAAUCGACGACAUCAUGGGAAGAACCUGGUCAUCUUCAAACGGAACUUUUUCAAGGUACGAAAAAAAUGAUCAAAUCUAAAUAUACAUAUUGGAAAAAGAUGAAAUUUUAUCGUGUGUCUGAAAAAAAUAGAAAGAAUUUUUUUCAAAAAAACUAUAUAAGAAAAAAAUCGUGCUGAAAAAAAAUUUUUUUGCUAUUUUUUUGUACAUCAUUUUUUUCGGUAUCCGAACAAAUAAAACGAAUCAAAAUCGAGAGUUCUACGCAUUUUAAAGCCACCUGGUCUUAAAAACAUUAAGAGUUUCAAAAAAAAAAACGUCUCCAUUAUUGUUCUCACAUUGAAAAUGUGUUAUCCUCAAAUGAACAACUUUUGUGAAAAUGAGGAAACAGAGAGCUGAUUUAUUCCGUUUCAGUGACUGGUUGCGGCUCGGAUUUUGGGCCGUUAAACACGCCGGAUCCCUAUCUUCUCAUCGAUCAUUCCUGUCCACAUCGACGGACCAACAAGUCCGCUUCUACUCAGGUUUUUUCUUGAAAUGAAAUGCAAAACAAAAAAAAAAUUUAAGGUCGAUGUUCUGCCGAUUUUUCUUCCGCACAUUGUCAAUCUCGGAAAUAUCUAUCUCGAUCGAUACAUUGACGAUGACGAAAACGAAUAAAUAAUUUUUAUGAAUGGAUUAGAAUUCGCAAAUGUCUUGCUUAUUUAAAAUCAAAUAAGGUUAAGUCGUGAAGAAACGCUGAAUCUAUAUAAAAAACAAAAUAAAUAAAACCAAAACUGUACAAAAAUUGGAAAUCUUUUUUAAAAAACUUUCACAAAAAACUGAACAUUCUGGGAAAAUUUUAGUAGAUUCUUUGAGGUUUUGACCUUUUAGUGACCACUUCAGGGGCAAAAAUGAGUGGCCUGGUCUGAAUGGUACUACUGGACCACUAAAAGUUUUAGUGGCCCUGUCAAAACCCUAAAGUGACCACUAAUAAUUUUCCAACAUGGUACAACUCAUAAUCAGCUGCAAAAAUCGAAAAGCAGUUAAAAUUUUCCUUUUAAAAAGUUUUACUACUGAUAAAUGAACUUUUUUCAUCAGCAAUGGUCAAAAGCAACUCUGAAUCAGGCAAAGUUGACCCGCAGCCGGCUGGAAAAGCCAUCAAUCCAUCGCGUGUCAUUACAACCCGACGGCCAAUCAGCGGCUGAUCCGAGCCAUUAAUCCUUCGCACCGGACCAACAUGCGGCUUUUCCUCGUCCUCGUCCUGCUCGACCUCGUCGUCGGCCAGUGCAUCGACGGAGGAUCUACUCACGCCAUCGGCGACAAAUGGAUCCGCAACGACAACUUCCUCGUCACGUGUCGCGACGGCGAGAUCAAGGUUUGAUCAUCAUCAUGUUCUUGGUCGAAAUGAAAGGAUGGAAAACUAGUUUAUAAGUAAUUUACACUCUGUUUUUGGAGAUUUGAAAAACAAGGCCGCCUAGAAACUUCGCAAGAGAGCUAAAUUUAAAGUUUUUUUAUUCAAUCUCAAUUUUAAUGUAAUGAAUUAAGGGAAAAAUGUUAAGUCGCCAUCAAGUCUACAUUUAUAAGAAAAGGAAAAAUUGAAUAAACCCUCCAAAAUGUCACAAUUUUGCGUCAUUUUAUUGUUCAAAACCUUUCACUUAUCUCAUAUUAUAGAAUAGAUAGAUAUGUAAGCUCAUCAAACUGUGAAACACUCUAGUGGCCAUUUAAGAGGUUCCUCUAGGACCACUUGGAGAGGGCACUAAAGUGCCAACUAAGCGACCUCUAUGAUAGCCACUAUUUUGCGUCUCAGUGGCCAGUAUAGUAGUUUUUGUGGUCUAAAAGUACCACUUACACUUCUAAAGUCGCCACUAAUUCGACUAUUACAGUGGCUAACGAAACGUCAAAACCCCAAAGUGGUUAUUAAAAAAUUUCGCAGAAUUUUAAAGCUCAAAAAAAUAAAGUUUUUUUAUUGCUUUGGAGCAGGAAUUCUGCGAAAAAGAUGAUAUUUAUUCAAUUUACUAUUAACCUAUAGUCUAUAGAUGAAAAAAGUCUAGCAGUAAACAAAUUUUAUAUUUACGCAAGUUUUUCUCUAACGAAUCGAACAACUUAAAAAAAUACAGAAACUUUAUGAAAUAAACUUGAAACGUAUACAGUGUGUAAUCUUCUGAAAUGUCAUUUUAAUCUUCAUUCGCUUUUUUCACUUUCAAGAUUAAAAUUAAAGUAUUUGCUGUAAAUUUGACCUCUCUUUCACCGCAAGUCGAGAUUCAGAAUUAACGCCUAUUUUUUUCCAUUAAUAAUACUUUCCUACAGACUCUGAAAUGCGUCACGGACGGCGGUACUCUAAUCGACGUCGGAACUCGGACUUUUGUCGAAAAUGGGGUUGAAUAUUCUUGUGUCGACGAAGGAAAUCAAGCUGAGAGUGAGUUGGAAAUCAAGUAACUGAAACUGAACUAUUUUCUUCGAAAAUUCAGUGGAAAAGCAGGUAAAUGUGAACACCUGCGGCGAUUUUUCUGACGCCAGCGACGACCUUUACAAGGAUCAAUUUGUCAUUUGCUGUAUUUCCAGGAGAUUCAAAGGCAAGCUUUCCAUCGAAAUUUCGUCUAAAGAGUUCAAUUUCCAGGCUGUAUCGAUGGAAAUGGAGACCUUGUGAAAACUGGACACUUUCUCAUUGGAAAUCGCUCUUUGAAGUUUUGCAAAAUUCAUAAAGGAGCAAUGACCGCUAGGAUUGAGCCGAAAGGUUGGAAAACCCUUCAAAACUGAACAGAAGGAAAUUUUGAGGUUGUUUCAAUGGAACAGAAAGCGAUGACAUUGACGAUGAGGAUCUACACAUAAAAAAGUACACCGUUUGGCAGGAAGGUCGGUUUUUUUAAAGAAGGAUUUUUUUUGAACUAUACUUCAGCUUUGUUAGGUUGAUAAAUUCAACUUUUCCAAAUUCUUACAAACUUAAAAAUCAAGAAAAAAAAAUUGAAGUUCGAGCUUGGAGUUCUUUUUUGGUUUUUUUUCAAAACUCGAUUGAGCUUUGUUCAAAGAAGCAUGGGAAAAAAAAUUGAAGAUUCGUGUUUCCUAAAAAAAAAACGUUUUACACUGAUUCCAAUUUUUCAGCAAAUCUAUGAUUAUUUAUUCAUUUAACUACUAGCUUUUUUUCUCUAUUUAUCCUCAUCUUCACAGAAAAAAAAGGUUUUUCUAAAAAAAUUUAGUGAUACAAUUCUUUCGAAUGAAAUAAUAAAGGCAAAUAAUGUAACUUAAGAAAUUUUUUUCUACUUUUUUUCUAAACUGAAAUUCUUUUUCUUAUAACUCUAGAAAUCUUCAUCUUUUUCAGAAAACAUAGAAUACCGAUGCGGGGACGACGGGAUCCAGGUUCACCGAUGUUUCCCGGAAAAUUCGAAACCAGUCUAUUUUGGAUCGGCUUGGAUAGAUUCCAAAGGAAUUGUGCGUGUGUGUGGGAAAAUUCAAUAA
Messenger RNA from Caenorhabditis auriculariae, 5102 nucleotides. The record is from the annotation of a GenBank genome assembly. NCBI's taxonomy places the organism in Eukaryota, Metazoa, Nematoda, Chromadorea, Rhabditida, Rhabditidae.